Messenger RNA from Cylicostephanus goldi, 201 nucleotides. The record is from the annotation of a GenBank genome assembly. Lineage: Eukaryota; Metazoa; Nematoda; Chromadorea; Rhabditida; Strongylidae.
CCGACGCUUCAGGGACAAUCCGCUGGCACUCGUCAGCAAUCCUAUGACAGACCAGGAUUUUGCGAAGACAAGUGUUACGGCGAUGGGAGAAUCAGCCCGAAAGUCGAUGACUCUCCUCAUGAGGAUCGGUUGACGUUACCGUAUUGGCAUAUUGCGGAGGCGGCUUCACGAGCCUUAGAAGAGAAGAACAUGGUAAGCUAA